Molecule: messenger RNA, 4057 nt
Organism: Ictidomys tridecemlineatus (thirteen-lined ground squirrel)
Lineage: Eukaryota; Metazoa; Chordata; Mammalia; Rodentia; Sciuridae
Product: multidrug and toxin extrusion protein 2
Biological process (GO): xenobiotic detoxification by transmembrane export across the plasma membrane
Cellular component (GO): membrane
Molecular function (GO): antiporter activity; xenobiotic transmembrane transporter activity
Source: RefSeq, a predicted model, not a curated record
CGGCCUCGCGCGCUCGCAUUCGGUGAGCGGGCUUGGAGCCCCAUCCAGAGCCGGCAUGGAGGUCCCCGCAGCGGCCACCGAGUCCCCCGCGGACCAAGCCCUCCCACCGCCCGGCGUCCUCUGGCGACGCGGCUGCCUGCGGGGCUUGCGGGGCGCGUUGCCCUCGGACCUGCGGCGGGAGGCGCUGGAGCUGGCGGCGCUCGCGGGCCCCGUGUUCCUUGCACAGUUGAUGAUCUUUCUCAUUAGCAUCGUCAGUUCCAUAUUCUGCGGACAUCUGGGCAAAGUCGAGCUGGAUGCUGUUACACUUGCUGUCUCGGUUGUGAAUGUUACAGGGAUUUCGGUUGGAACUGGCUUGGCCUCGGCUUGUGACACAUUGAUGUCUCAGUCCUUUGGAGGCAAGAACCUAAAACGUGUUGGGAUCAUACUGCAAAGAGGAAUCCUCAUCUUGCUGCUGUGUUGCUUCCCUUGCUGGGCCAUCUUCAUCAAUACCGAGAACCUCCUCCUGCUCCUGAAACAAGACCCUGAAGUCGCCAGGAUAGCCCAAAUUUAUGUGAUGAUUUUCAUUCCUGCUCUUCCCGCAGCAUUCCUGUUCCAACUGCAGACAAGAUAUUUACAAAGUCAGGGCAUCAUCAUGCCCCAAGUUAUUACUGGGAUUGCAGCGAAUAUUGUCAACGUGGGCAUGAAUGCCCUCCUGAUGUAUGCCCUGGACCUUGGAGUGGUAGGAUCUGCUUGGGCCAACACCACCUCCCAGUUCUUCCUGUCUGCUCUUCUUUUCCUCUAUGUGUGGUGGAAAAAAAUCUACAUCGACACCUGGGGAGGUUGGACGAGGGAGUGCUUCCAGGAGUGGGGUGCCUACAUCCACUUGGCUAUUCCCAGUAUGUUCAUGCUGUGCAUCGAGUGGUGGACCUUCGAGGUUGGAACCUUCCUCGCAGGGCUGAUUAAUGUGACUGAGCUUGGAGCCCAGGCUGUCAUUUAUGAACUGGCCUCUGCAGCCUACAUGGUGCCUUUUGGCUUUGGUGUGGCCGCCAGUGUCCGAGUGGGCAAUGCUUUGGGAGCAGGGAAUGCUGAGCAGGCUCGGUGCUCCUGUACCUCUGUUCUGUUGUGUGCGAGUGUUUGUGCACUUGCACUGGGAGUUCUGCUAGCAGCUUUGAAGGAUGUGGUUGCCUACAUUUUCACCAGUGAUAAGGAUAUUAUUUCCCUUGUGAGCCAAGUGAUGCCGAUUUUUGCUCCCUUUCAUCUAUUUGAUGCACUUGCAGGCACCUGCGGUGGAGUGCUGAGAGGUAUAGGAAAACAGAAGAUCGGUGCUAUCUUGAACGCCAUUGGUUACUACAUUUUUGGUUUUCCAAUUGGAGUGUCUCUGAUGUUUGCUGCUAAACUUGGGAUAAUAGGUCUCUGGUCUGGACUGAUAGUUUGUGUCUUCUUUCAAGCCCUUUUUUACUUGAUAUACAUCCUGAGGACAAACUGGAAUAGAGUUGCAGAACAGGCACAGAUUCGUGCUGGGCUAAAAGGUACUAAAGAGACUCUACAGACCACAACAGAUCUCCCAAAUCUUGAAAGAGAAACAACUGAUGGAGUGAUUUUGCCUGAUAUCAUCAGACCAGAGAGCCAGAUCAGCCAACUCAUGUCACUGGAAGAAAACAACCAGUAUGCAGUGCCCACCAUUGGGGAUGUCUUGACAGUGAGACAGUUGAUACUCUAUCGUGGAAUGGCUUUAGCUGUGGCUAUUGCUGUCCUUUUAGCAGGAAUUUUAGUAAGAGUUUUCAAUGACCGUGGAUAAAAUAGAAGAAUCAUCACCUGUCUACAAACUUGAAAUGAUAAUCACAUAUCAUCUGUUAUAUGGACAGUGUUUUCAUUCUUCGUGGUGGAUAGAAAGGAUAUCUUGGUUAUUCCAAGAAAUCACACCAUUGUAUUGGAGAUCAAGAAAGGGGCUACAAUUUUUGUUUGCUGGUUGGUUUCUUUUAGUGUUGGGGAUUGAAACCGGGUCUUGUGCCUGCUUCCACAUGCACUUUACCACUGAGAUAUACCCUUUGCCCCAAGGAGCUAUAUAGUUUAUAGUUUUCUCUGUUAACUUUAUCAUGGUUUCUAAAUAUGUAAAUGAUUUUUCCUACUGUGAAUGUUCUUUACUCUUUCUUAUAUUGAAUAUCCUCCUUCGUUCAGGAAAGUGAUUCAUUGUCAUAUAAAAUAUUAUUAUUGAUCUUUUUUGUAUAUCUAGGUUAAUACACUUUGUCUUUAUAGUGAGUAUCUAUCUCAGGUAUUUAUUUUACAAAAUAAAUACCUCAAAAUUUAAAAUGUAUGCUGACAGUAUUUGGGGCAAUAAGGUCAAUAUAAAAAAGGUAACUUUUAGUUUUUGUCUUUUAAUAGAUAUUUGUGUCAGCUUUCACAUUAAAAACUAAAUCUCUGCUCUUUUUAUGACUCAGCUUCCACAGCACUGACAGCUACGGCUUCAACCACUAGGCCAGAGGUUUUUAGAAUCUGAACAAACCAAAAAGAAAGAAUUUGACCAAUUCAAAAGGAAAAUUAUUUAAAAUUCCAGUAUUGGUUAUUUAAUAACACAAAGUCCACCAAGUACUCGCAACAGAGCUCCUCGUUCAAAGCCCUGCUGGUUAGUCAACUUUCUGUUACUAUAAAAAAUACUGGGUCUGGGCAUGUUGGCACACGCCCGCAAUUCCAGCCACUGGGAAGACUGAAGCAGGAGGAUCACAAGUUCAAGGUCAGCCUUGGCAACUUAGUGAAACCCUGUCUCAAAAAAUAAAAAGGUCUGGGGGUGUAGCUCAGUAGUAGAGCACCCUGGGUUCAAUCCUCAGUACAAAACAACAACAAAUGCUGGGAUAAUCAACACAUAAAGAGGAAAGGCUUUUUUCGUUCAGGGUUUUGGAGGUUUCAGUCCAUGACUGGUUGACCCCAUUGCUUUGGGGCUUGUGGCAGCACACCAAGCUGCUCGCCGCAUGGCCCAGAUAUGAAAGAAGAGGAAGAAGAAGGAGCUCGGGCCCCACUAUUCCCUUAAAGGGCACAACCCCAAUGAACUAAAGAUCCUACAAGGCCCCCCUCUUAAAAAUUGCACCACCUCCCAAAACUGCCAAGCCAGGAACCAAGCCUUUAAUACUUGGGCCUUUGGGGACUAUUCUAGAACCAAACCAGAGCGCCACCCAGUGACCAGCACUUGCCUUAGCUUAUUGUCUCCCUCUCUUGAAGGUGAGCAAGCUAUUUAGCAUUAUUGGAUAUCCCUGAAAUGCCAAUUAUGUGAGAAAGAAACUAGACAGGAACUGUGAGUUUUCAGGGACAAAAACAUCUUCAAAGAGUUCAUAUAAAAUAUAACAACCACGAGGCAGAAUAGGGUGCUAUAGAACAAAACAUUCAGAAAAAAAAUUUGAGGCAAAAUUUAUAUAACAUAAAGGUAACCAUUCUGGUUAAAUUGGUGCACUCACUGUAGAAAAUAGUAUGUGGAAUCUUUAAUAAAUAUGGAAUUAUCAUAUGCUGCAGCAAUUCCACUUUAGGUAUACGCUGAGAAGAACUGAAAGCAGGGACCAGGCAUACAGAUAACUAUACACCAAAGUUCACUUCGGCAACAAUAGCCAAAAGGUUGAAAUAAUCCAAAUGGCCAUCAACAGCUAAGUGGAUGAACAAACUUUGUUAUACACUUACAAAUGAGUAUUAUUCAGUCUUAAAAAAGAUGAAAUUCUGAUAUAAGUUACAACAUGAAUGAAGCUUGAAACAUUAUAUUAAGGAAAAUAAAUCAGAUGCAGGUUUAUACAAGGAUAUUUGUACAAAAGGGCAAAUACAGUGUGAUUUCGUUUACAUAAGGUACCUAGGAUAGUCAAGUUCAUAGGGAAAGUAGAAUAGAUGUUAUCAGGGAGAGGAAAAGCAGGGAGUUAUUGUUAAUGGACACAGUUUCUCUUUGGGAUGAUGAAGUUCUGGACCUGUAUUGCAUGGUGAACGAUUGUACAAUAUUGUGAAUAUACUUAGUGCCAUUGAACUAAUGCUUCAAAAUGGUUAAAAUGGUCAAUUUAUGUUAUACAUAUAUAUUUCAUAAUAAAAAGAUGGAAGGCAGAAAAAGUAA